AUGAAGCGGUGUGCUCUCUUCGGCACCAACGCGUUGGUUGGUUUUUGCUGGCUGCAGUCGCGUCGGGAUCCCCCGGGCCGUGUCAACCCGAACGAAACGGGCCAACCGGGCGCUUCCGGGCUGGGCGCCACGGGCCACGACAAUGCGCUCGAGCAGCUCGAGCUCAGCUCAACGGUGGCCACCACCACCCACCCACCCGCGAAGGCUCGCAGACCAAGCCGAAACUUUUGGGCGCUCGACUCACUCACUGCGACAGCGAGCGGCGGUGGAUUCCCCAGGGCGCCGCCGAGCCCCAGCCGGCGCGCAGAAAGCGGGGCCGCUGCCCAGGGCGAGUGGCCCACGAGUCGAGCCCAGCGCCCAGAGCGGCUGGCGGCACAACGCGACGGCAUCAGCUCAUAG
This is a messenger RNA of Phytophthora sojae, 399 nucleotides long. RefSeq lists its product as hypothetical. The transcript has a single exon. Lineage: Eukaryota; Oomycota; Peronosporomycetes; Peronosporales; Peronosporaceae. The record is from RefSeq and is a predicted model, not a curated record. The coding region runs from base 1 to 399 and encodes 132 amino acids.